Messenger RNA from Elgaria multicarinata webbii, 4972 nucleotides. RefSeq names its product RAD52 homolog, DNA repair protein (gene RAD52). Lineage: Eukaryota; Metazoa; Chordata; Lepidosauria; Squamata; Anguidae. Bases 141 to 1355 code for a protein of 404 amino acids. Gene Ontology annotation, cellular component: nucleus. Gene Ontology annotation, biological process: mitotic recombination; double-strand break repair via homologous recombination; DNA recombinase assembly. The transcript has 13 exons. The record is from RefSeq and is a predicted model, not a curated record.
AGAAGGGGGCAACCAGGAUGAUCAAGGGGCUGUAGCAACUCCCCUAUGAGAAAGGGUUAUAAAAUUUGAGGCUUUUUAGCAUCCAAAAAAGAAGGGAAUCAACAAAAGACAAAACCGGCAAUACGAGUGCAAACCUCAAUAUGUGGUUUGGACAGUGCCAGUAUACAGCAGAUGAGUACGAGGCCGUUCAGGCUGCUCUGCGACAGAGGCUGGGCCCAGAAUACAUCAGCAGCAGGCAAGCUGGAGGAGGACAAAAGGUUUGCUACAUUGAAGGACACAGGGUCAUCAGUCUGGCCAAUGAAAUGUUUGGCUACAAUGGCUGGGCUCAUUCAGUCACUCAGCAGAAUAUUGAUUUUGUUGACCUAAAUAAUGGCAAGUUUUAUGUGGGUGUUUGUGCCUUUGUGAAAGUCCAACUUAAGGAUGGGGCAUUCCAUGAAGACGUUGGGUAUGGAGUAAGUGAAGGUUUGAAGUCUAAGGCCCUAUCCCUUGAAAAAGCCAGAAAAGAGGCUGUCACAGAUGGACUGAAGAGGGCCCUGAAGUGCUUUGGUAAUGCUCUUGGGAACUGCAUCCUGGACAAAGAGUACUUGCGAUCAGUGAAUAAGCUUCCCCGUCAGAUGCCUCCAGAUUUUGAUUUGGGCAAAGCUAAAAGGCAGGACUUUGAGCCUGCUAUAGAAAAGGCAAGAUACAGGAGCUGCUUGCAAAAGGCAAGCGAAGACCAGCAGCCAUUUUCCACAGCAACCCCAGGCAAAUCUGACCAGCUAGAAUCUUCCUUGAUUGCUACUGAACAAGAACAGCAAAACAGCAAGGAGUCUGAUGCCACAUUCCACCGGAAGUUACGGCAGAAGCAACUUCAGCAGCAGUUCAGACAGCAGAUGCAGAAGAAACAGCAAAUCCAGUCAAAUACUCCAUCUUACAAAGCAAGAGAUCAAGAAGCAUAUAAUCUCCCUGCCAUGAAACACAUCACUUCAGCACCACUGCAAUCCCCUGUGGAAGAUGAGUCGCUUGCAGAAGCGUGUAAUCUCCCUGCCAUGAAACAUAGCACUUCAACACUGCUGGAACCCACUGUGGAAGAGGAGUUCCUUGCAGACGACCCUGAGCUUUGGGAUUUGCCUUUGGAGGCGAAUGAACUCAGCAUGGCCAACCGCAAUACAGCAGCCCAACACCCAAGCACACCUCUUGGAAAUCAUCACAUGAUGACUCGCAGAAGAACACCACAAAGAAUAAAUAAUCAGAGACCAGGUGCAAAACCUACACCCUGGCAUCCUUCCUCUAGCCCCAGGCGUAACUUACCAGCUGAGUGCAGUCCCUGCAGAAAAAGCCAAGGAAUGAAGAAGAGAAGACUGGAGCCCUCGUAGCACAAGAUGAAUGACCGAGCUGUUAUCUGUCCAAAUUUUAUUCAGAGCACAGUUUGGUUGGACAAAGUCUCAGAAUGGAGAAUAUUAUCUAGGCUUUAUUACCUCCAGUACUAAACAGGAAAUAUUUUUAUAUGGCUUUUGCCAUAUUUGACUACAUGGACAGGCAGCAGCCUCCAAACCAGGAGGCUGCCGACUAUCCCAUGCAAGGUGGGAGGACAGCAGAGGCAAUCCACCCCUCCAUACUCUAGCCACCCUGCAUUUCUAUGGGUCUACUUUUGGAGGUGGAGGAAAAGAGGCUGUGACGGCCCUAGGAAAUGGCUUACUGCAGCCGCCCUGGUCUCCUGCCCCGGAAUGCCUCCUUGUCCCAUUCUCUGCGCUGUGUUUUCCAAGCGCGGGGAGGUGGCUGGCAUGGUUCUCUGCAUCAGCUUUGAGGGGGACAUGAGGGGGCAAGUGGUUUUCCAGAGCCAGGAAACCAAACAAUCCUGUACCACCCGCCCCCCAACAGCAUAGGAUUGCUCUCUAAAGGUUGAAAACAUUGCUUUGACACUAUCUUCAGAAGAUCACAAACUUAGCAGUUCAUUCUAUUAAGACCAAGAUUUGAUUCCAUAUGCAAAUAUAAAAAUUAGUUUAUAAUUAAUUUCCCUUAUUUUAAUGGGAAGAGAGCAAUGUUAAGGAUGUGUCUUGCAUACAAACCUGUUAUAAAGUACUCGUUUGGAUACAUGUUUCAGGAAAAAGGCAAACCUAAUUUUAUACUUUUAAACGAAUGUUUGUCCUUGGCUCUAGAAAAAUAAAUAGAGCCAAAGUUUUCAACCAGUUGAUGGGAUGUGACGUUUUAGGAAAAUAUUAAUAGUAAUUGACUUUGGGGGGGAGUAAGACAAUUUUAAGCCUUUGCUCCCUUGCAAUUCGGGUGUGCUAAUUACACAGCCUAUUAAAGUGAUUAGAUUAAAGCCUCCCCGCCCCCCCCGACAAUGUUCUGUGUGUGUGAUUGUGCGUUCCAUCUUAAAGGACCAUUAAGACUCCUAGCUCUGAAAAUGUCAAACUACAGACACACACCAUUUUUACCAUGUGUUUCUCCUAUUCUCUUCCAAAUAAAAUUGGUGACCAAUGGCUUCAACGUGAAAUGUAUUAACACAGAUGCUGUGUAAGGGAUUGCUAGUGCUCAAAAUUGUUGAAAAUGCAUUUCAGAAUAUAUUUUAAGUAUGGGGUAAGCAGUCUAGGUUGAGUCUUCCUUCUUAAAGCCAGUCAACAGAGAAUAAGGGAUAGAAUGCUGUAUUUUGCAAUCUGAAAUAUAAAGGCAGGAUCUUGUGCUACUGCUAUCAGAUGCACCCUAGUUGUGCUGCUUAUGUAGAAGUGGCACAAGAGCAGUACGGAUUGUUGAACAAAACCUCCCCUGAUACACUCUGCCGCCUCUCAGGGACUGACCAAUCCAAGCUUGUUGCUGAUUUUUUUCUUCAUUAUUUUUUGCCAAUAUCAUACUUGGUUUUAACCAUCUUAAAGGCUCUUAUAGUGUGAAGUUGGAAUUAAAUAUUUAAGAUAAUAAAACUUACUGGGGAGCUAAUGCAGCACACCAUCGAACUUCACUCUAGUACAACACCCACACCCCUGUCCCUUCCUGAACUCUUUAAAAAGUUCCCACGUGGAGGACCACUGAGGUAUACUAUUGCACAGAAAAGCCUCUCCUUUUAACUAAAGAUUGCUAAAAGCUAAGCUCUGCUGAGCCCUGCUUCAACUCAUUAUUUUUUGACAUUUUAUUUUAAAAAAUUAUAUUCCACAGAGGCAUCUUGCUGCUUUGGGCAUUUUUUUUUCCUGAAAAGGUAAGGUAUAGAUGUAACAAAUAAAUAAUAAAAUGAUUAAAUUUAAAUUUCCCAGGUUUUUUAGAAGGCUGAGCUUGCAGCAGCUGCUGUCAGGACUAACAUACUUGAACUACAAUUUGCCCUUUACUUUUGACAGAGCAGGUAUCUUCUACAAGCUGGGCUGCCAUGCCAUAAGGCGGAGCGAGGCGCUGCUUCAGGCAGGUCAUUUGGGGCGUCAUGAAAAGGAGGCAACUUUGUAGUUAUUUGAUUGAUUUGGAUUGGAUUGGACUUUUACUGCCAGGGAAAGGGAGAUGCAUUUAUGACAUUCCCAACUGUGGGAGGCUGGAAGUCUGGAAUUAGGGGAGGGUUAUUCUGUAAACCCAUUAUCAUGGUCAGACCAGUUUCUCGUGAAAUUUAAAUUGAUAGUGGCCAUACCAAUACCAUCUAUAGUGGUGGACCAAUUAAGAUGGUCCAUGUGCACAGACCUAUGGAAUGCAAUGGAUUGCUGAAUGCCCUUGGGGAUAUUCCAGUUGACAUGGCUGGUGCUCCUGUAGAAGUCCUGGUCUCCCUAAGGAAUGGUGAGAUAGAACAGGUUAUCAACCAAUCAUGCCCAUGUCUUGUUUCUUGGGCUGUCUAGCCCUGUUGUUUCCCUUGCUUACCAUGGACUAUGAAACAUGCAGAGAAAUGACUAUAAUUGGUAAUAAUAUUUCUCAUUUGAAACAAUUCCUGAAGCAGUUUACAAUACAAUAAAAACAAACAAAAAGACCACAUAUUAUACACAAUGGUAUCAUGAGGCUGGUACAAAGAUAGCUCAUGGCUUGGGGAAAGCUAAAGCAAACAUACGUUUUCAAUACACACCAGCAUUGAGGCCUAAAUUCAGAGGGCAGAUUAUUCCAUAGCACCAGUGCCACUGCAGAGAAUGCUCGCCUCCAUGUCAUUGCCAAAUGGAAAUCUGUGGGCCAUGGCACAGACAACAGGGCUUCUGGAGAUCAUAAUGGCCUGGAAGGUUGUUAUAGAGGGAGACAUUCUAUGACGUAACCUGGUCCUGAUUUGACAAGAUUAGGAGAUGGAUCGCACAAAUCUCAGUGAUUAAAUUUGGACCAAACACGAGUGAGAGCAUGUUAUUAUGCCUACUUAGUAGGAAUGUUGGCAAAGUGUUUAUACUUCACCUCCACUUCAUCCCUAAAUUGCCAUUUGGCAGAGUUCUUCUGGUUGAAAAAUGAUCCUGGUGGGGCUGUAGCAGAAACCUUCUGACAGGUUUGCAAAGGACUUUGAAGAUAAAAAUCACUACCAUAUUUCUUCAAUUCUAAGACACACUUCCCCCCCCCCAUAUAAACAUCUCUAAAAACGGGGUGCAUCUUAGAAUCGCGGGUGUGUCUUAGGGUUUUUUCUGUUGGUGGUACUGAAAUUAGUGUGUGUCUUACAAUCGAUGGUGUCUUACAAUCGAAGAAAUACGGUAAUUCACUUUGAACUUGACACCAUUGUCGAUAUAGGACCAAUUUCAGUUGAUGUGGCUAAAAUAUUCGGGAGGAGUGCAGCUGGCCACUUGCAUCCUUGCCCAUUAACAGCUAGCUUUGGGGGGACUGGUUGGGUGGGCCCAGGAGAUAAUUAAUGCCUUUUUACAGGAGGGAGUGGUCCCAGCCACCUUAAAGAGGUAGUUGUGUCACACUCCUUAAGAAAAUGUCUCUGGACGAGGACACUUAAACUAUCACCAAGUUGCUAAUAACCUCCUUUUGGAUGAGCUGGAAAUGCUGGUUCAACUCCAAGCUCUUUCGGACAAAACAGAUCUUCUAAAUGUAUUUUAAUUCAGGUUAAGCACGCGGU